UAAUACAAUACAGUAGAAAGGGGGCAGGUCUGAAGUCUUACGGACCGCAAAGACACAAAUGCGUAAAGUGUGUCCGUAGCUCCAGGCAAGCAGCGGCUCCGCUGCCUCCGUAUCCCCCACCGUUAGAGCUGCGUAGUUCCUUCAAGGAGGAGACCCUCUGCCGCGGUGCUCCUUAACGGCUCCAGCGUUGCGGUACGGCGGGCUCCGAGGCUCGGGUCCGAGGAGGUGGAAGGGGUGCCUCCGCCGGCAGGACCGCACGCGAAACACGCAGCAGGAGACGCGUCUCCUAACCUUAUUGUCGGCAAAGGGAAGAAGGGCGAGACGGCAUGGCGAAAGAAACGAAAGUCUCUGCCCGCAAACUCAGCGCCACCCACUGGCGGAUGCAGAAUAUUGUGCAGGAGUCCAUGGACAGCUCUGAUGAUGAAUUUUUUGAUGCCAGAGAUGUCCCAGAGGGAAAGAGCGCCAUCCUCCUCGGAAUGAGCCAGUGGAAUUCCAACGACCUGGUGGAGCAGAUCGAAAGCCUGGGCCACAUGGACCCGAGCCAAGAGGCCCUGUACCGUCUGGCCCGGCCCCGCUGUGCCCCCCAGGGCAGCAUUGAUGGUCUGGAGGAUCUAGAGAAGAAAUGCAGGACUCAUGUGCUGCUGCUGGUGAUUCAUGGGGGGAACAUCCUGGACACAGCGGGCGGCAGCCUGGGCUCCAAGGCGGGAGACACGGGCACACUGGCUGCCGUGCUGGAGAGGGUGGCCAGGGCCCACUUCCAGGCGGCCGCGGACCACGUGACGGUCAGGCUGGUGGCGGGGCCAGCCGCCUGCGCCGAGGCCUUCUCUCUGGUCUCACACCUGAACCCGUACAGCUACGACGAGAGCUGUGUCUCCAGCAGUGUGGACCACCUCCCCCUGGCUGCGCUGCCCCUACUGGCCAUUGCCUCGCCCCGCUACCAGGAUGCCGUGGCCACCAUCAUUGCCCGUACCAACCAGAUCUACCAGGCCUUCCUGCAGUCAGCGGAAGGGCAGGGCUUCUCUGGCCAGGUGUGUCUGAUGGCCGACUGCGUAGGGGGGGUCCUGUGCUUCGACGCUCUCUGCUUCAGCAGCCAGCGACCCGGCAGCCCCAGUGACGUCAGCAGGAACAACAGCGUGGAGAGCCUGAAGGACGAGCCCCCGGCACGUGGAGAGCCCAGCUGUAGCCUGAGCACCAGCAAGCGUCUCAGCAAGAGCAACAUCGACAUCUCGGCCCCCGGCAGCAGAGCCCCCCCCAAGAAACCACUGACCCGCAAGCAGAGUGACUCGUACAACAGAGGCGACUCCAGCACCUUCUUUAGCAGUCUCCUGCAGGAGGAUGCCCCUCCACGGCCAAGCAAUAACGGCAGUCUGCUCCUGAGCCCGGGCCACUUUGACUUCCCUGUCUCUGACUGCUUCCUGCUGGGCUGCCCGCUGGGCCUGGUGCUGGCUAUGCGCCGGACUGUGCUGCCCGCUGUCCAAGUGACCCAGCUCCGGCCCGCCUGCUCCCAAAUCUACAACCUCUUUUACCCCUCGGACCCCUCCGCCUCCCGCUUGGAGCCCCUGCUGAGCCCCCGCUUUCACCGGCUGCCCCCCUUCGCCGUGCCCCGUUACCAACGUUACCCGCUGGGGGACGGACGCUCCACACUGAUAGCCGACACCAUCCACAGCCACCCAGAGGUGUUCUCGGAGGAUGGGCCAGGCCUCGGGGGAGAGGAUUCGGGUGGGGGUCCCCGGCGAGGCAGCUUCACCAGUGUUGGCAGCGAAACCUCAGCCUGCUCUAGCGACCGACUGAACGGCACCAUCACUAACAUUUCUAGCACCUGGUGGGGGACCAAGCGCUUGGACUAUGCCCUCUACUGCCCAGAUGUCCUAACAUCCUUCCCUACAGUGGCCCUGCCCCACCUCUUCCACACUUCUUACUGGGAGUCUACGGACGUGGUUGCGUUCGUCCUUCGUCAAGUGAUGCGCUGUGACUGCCUGAAAGCCCAGGAGACCGACUGCUUCGACUCUGCCCCCUUCUCCCCCUCUAGCCCCCGUGAGAAGUGGCUGCGCAGGAGGACUCACGUCAAGCUGCGGAACGUCACCUCCAACCACAGGGUGAAUGAUGUCAUCGCGACCGAGGACGGCCCUCAGAUCCUGGUUGGCCGUUUCAUGUACGGUCCCCUGGACAUGGUGACCCUGACGGGGGAGAAGGUGGACGUGCUCCUGAUGACCCAGCCCCAGUCAGGACGCUGGGUACACUUCGACACAGAGGUGACCAGCAAUAGCGGCAGGGUUACCUACACAAUCCCCAAGGAGAAGAAGCUGGGUGUGGGCGUCUACCCCAUCAGGAUGGUGGUCAAGGGUGACCAGACGUGCGCCGAAGCCUUCCUGACGGUGCUCCCGCGUGGAAUGGAAUGCGUGGUCUUCAGCAUCGACGGCUCUUUCGCAGCCAGCGUCUCAAUCAUGGGCAGUGACCCCAAAGUGCGGCCUGGAGCCGUGGAUGUCGUCAGGCACUGGCAGGACCUGGGCUACCUGAUCCUCUACAUCACGGGCCGACCGGACAUGCAGAAACAGAGGGUGGUCUCCUGGCUGUCCCAACACAACUUCCCUCAGGGGGCUGUUUUCUUCUCCGAGGGGCUGGUGCACGACCCGCUGCGGCAGAAAGCCCUCUUCCUCAGGAACCUGAUGCAGGAGUGUCACAUUAAAAUCGGUGCUGCUUACGGCUCCAUGAAGGACAUCUCCGUGUACAGCAUGCUGGGUCUCAGUCCCGCUCAGAUAUACAUCGUGGGCCGUCCAUCCAAGAAGUGUCAGAACCAGUGUCAGUUCCUGAGUGAGGGCUACGCGGCCCACCUGUCCUUGCUGCAGUUUGGGCACCGGACUCGACCCAAAAAGAGCUCGUCGGUCCGCAUGGUUCUGCGCAAAGGCUCCUUCGGUCUGUCCGCCAAGCCCGAGUUCCUGUGUAAGCGCACGCACCUGCGGCGCACCAUGUCCGUGCAGCAGCCAGACCCCCCCUGCAGCGUUAACCCCAAGCCUGAGCGGGCACAGAGUCAGCCCGAAUCUGACAAGGAUCAUGGCGGGGGCAGCGGCGGGGGGGUGUCGCUCAGCGUCUGGGGCCGGGGCUCCGUGCACCGUGAGGACACGACGCCCUGAGACGGGGGCCAGGGGAUGCAGAGAAAGACGCCAGCAGCACCCCACCCAGGGCCGAGGUAGGCGAGGUCACCUCCACCUGGGCUCACCUCCACCCAGAUCCAUUCCCAUUCACGGUCACCUCCACCCAGAUGCAACCCCAUUCAGUGUCACCUGCACCCUGCAUUGUCUCCACCCGGAAUCACCUCCACUCAGAUUCAUACCCAUUCAGUGUCACCUCCACCCGAGGUCAUUUCCACCCAAAUUUGUACCCCUUCUUUGUCACCUCUAGCCGGAGUGACCUCUAACCAGUGUCAUCUCUACCUGGGGUCGCCUCCACCUAGUGUGACCUUCACCGUGUGUCACCACCACCCAGGGUCACCUCCACCCUCCUGCACAGUAAUUCUUUCAGAGGAACCACCUCACCGUGGCUGCGGAAUCUGUUAAAGGCACAAUCUUUUAGCUGAGUUGCUUGCUGUCGGAUUAUUACAAGCUGCAUACACUGCUGCUGCCCCCCCCCACCCCCCCCCGCAUGUGACAGCCUCUGCAGACGAGACGACAGGCAGUAGCAGGCCGAUGUAUGAUCCCCACCACCGGCGGAGGCACACAGAGCGGAAUUGGGCUGAAUCUGUUUCCUUAUAAAUAUUCAUGGGCGAGUCUCAGAUGCUAUUAUUAGCAACUAGGAAGACUUUUAUUCAAAGCCAGCCCCCCACCCAUUCUCCCAUCGGAGGGCUUUUCCAGAAACACGGAUGCUCAGACGGUUAAUGAAAGGCAUCGCGGGGAAGACAAUUAUCUGCCUCUGUGCUCCGAGCCGCAUCCCUAGAUCCUCGGCCACCCCGUGAAGAUGCAGAGGCUGCCGAUCGGCAUGGCGACGUGUGCCGAGAGGGAGCGGAGUGCGGCUUUGGGGGAUGUCGGCCUGAUCGGGAACGUGGGUCACAUCACUGACGGACAUUUUAUAAUUCCGCUUUUGUCUGUUCUUAUCUUUCUAUGCAGCUCCCGAAAUGUCACCCCAUUUUCCAAGAGACAUGCUGGCUCACCACGCCAUCAGCCUGGGGGGGCGGGGUGGGGGG
Molecule: messenger RNA, 4177 nt
Organism: Brienomyrus brachyistius
Lineage: Eukaryota; Metazoa; Chordata; Actinopteri; Osteoglossiformes; Mormyridae
Gene: pitpnm3
Product: PITPNM family member 3
Exons: 19
Coding region: 327-3131 (934 amino acids)
Biological process (GO): phospholipid transport
Cellular component (GO): cytoplasm
Molecular function (GO): phosphatidylcholine binding; phosphatidylcholine intramembrane carrier activity; phosphatidylinositol binding
Source: RefSeq, a predicted model, not a curated record